AUCGCGCUCGGCGGAGCGGCAGCCGCGUUUUCCUCUCGGGCUUUUGAAUACAAAGAUUACGGUGCAGAAGGAAAUUGCACUCGGCUUCUCCGCCCCCCGGCCCCCAACACAAUGCACCAGCCGCCAGAGUCGGCCGCCGCCGCUGCUGCAGACAUUAGUGCGAGGAAGAUGGCGCACCCGGCUCUGUUCCCUCGGAGGGGCAGCGGCAGCGCCUCCGCUCUCAAUGCAGCAGGUACCGGCGUGGGGAGUAGUGUCCCAUCUUCCGAGGAUUUUCCGCCUCCGUCGCUGCUCCAGCCGCCGCUUCCUGCAGCAUCUUCGACGUCGGGACCACAGCCUCCGCCUCCACAAAGCCUGAACCUCCUUUCGCAGGCUCAGCUGCAGGCACAGCCUCUUGCGCCCGGCGGCGGAACGCAAAUGAAAAAGAAAAGUGGCUUCCAGAUAACUAGCGUUACUCCAGCGCAGAUCUCCGCCAGUAUCAGCUCCAACAACAGUAUAGCAGAGGAUACGGAGAGUUAUGAUGAUCUGGAUGAGUCGCACACGGAAGAUUUGUCUUCUUCUGAGAUCCUUGAUGUGUCACUUUCCAGGGCGACUGACUUAGGGGAACCUGAACGCAGCUCCUCAGAAGAGACUCUCAAUAACUUCCAGGAAGCCGAGACACCUGGGGCAGUCUCUCCCAACCAGCCUCACCUUCCUCAGCCUCAUUUGCCUCACCUUCCACAACAGAACAACGUUGUGAUCAAUGGGAAUGCCCAUCCACACCACCUUCAUCACCACCACCACAUUCAUCAUGGACACCACCUCCAUCAUGGGCAUCACCAUCCAUCCCAUGCUGGUGUGGCCAGUGCAUCCAUUCCUGGAGGGCCACCCUCAAGCCCAGUGUCCAGAAAACUCUCUACUACUGGAAGCUCUGACGGUGUGAUACCAGCUGCACCAACUUCUGCUGUAUCAUCUAGUGGCUCACCUGCAUCUGUAAUGACUAAUAUGCGCACUCCGAGUACUCCUGGUGGUGUCAGUGUAAAUUCUGUUACUGGGACUAGUACAAUGAAUAAUGUUAACAUUACUGCUGUGGGUAGUAUUAAUCCUAAUGUGACAAGCAGCGUGCUUGGUAAUGCUAACGUGAAUCCUAGCAAUAUUCCUGGUGCUGCUAGUGCCAGUGUUGGGCCUGGAGUUAGCAGCAGUGUCAAUGUGAAUAUCUUGAGUGGCAUGGGCAAUGGUUCUGUUUCAUCCUCUGCUGUUGUUAACAGUGUCCCUAACGCAGCUGCAGGGAUGGCUGUCGGAUUUGUUCCAACUCCACAGCAACAACCAACAGUCAACACAUCGAGGUUCAGAGUUGUGAAGUUAGAUACCAGUUCGGAACCCUUUAAGAAAGGUAGAUGGACUUGCACUGAGUUCUAUGAAAAAGAAAACACUGCACCUGCUGCGGAAGGUGUGGUGAUCAAUAAAGUGGUGGAGACUGUGAAACAAAACCCGGUGGAAGUGACUUCGGAGAGGGAGAGCACGAGUGGCAGUUCGGUGAGCAGUAGUGUCAGCAUUCUGAGUCAUUACACAGAGAGUGUGGGCAGUGGGGAGAUGGGAGCCCUGACUGUGGUGGUGCAGCAGCAGCAACCAGCUCUUCAAGGGGUGGCCCCUCAACAGAUGGAUUUCAGUAGCACUGGUCCGCAGAGUAUUUCAGCAGUUAGCAUGCCCCAGAGUGUUUCCCAGUCACAGAUCUCACAAGUCCAAUUACAGCCUCAAGAACUGAGCUAUCAGCAAAAGCAAGGUCUUCAGCCAGUACCUCUGCAAGCCAGUAUCAAUGCUGCAACUGGUAUCCAGCCAUCGCCUGUGAAUGUGGUUGGUGUAACUUCAGCUUUAGGUCAGCAGCCCUCCAUUUCUAGUUUGGCUCAACCCCAACUGCCGUAUUCUCAGCCGGUGCCUCCAGUGCAAACUCCCCUUCCAGGGGCACCACCCCAACAGUUACAAUACGGACAACAGCAAGCGACUGUUCCUACACAGAUGGUGCCAGGCCAUGGUAAAUUAGUGACUCAAAAUCCUCCUUCAGAGUAUGGACAGCAGCAACCGAUUCUUCAGGCAGCAGUGUCCGCCGGCCAGCCUAGUUCUGCAGGAGUGGGAGCAGGAGCUCCUAUGAUUCCUGUGGCUCAGCCACAGGGCAUCCAGCUGCCAGUGCAGUCUACAGUAGUCCAAACACAACCUGCAGGGGCAUCCGGCCAAGCCGCUGGCCAGGCUCAAACAGCAGUGUCCGCUGUACCUUUUAGUGGUCAGAUUGCAAAUAUUGGUCAACAAGCAAACAUCCCUACUGCAGUGCAGCAGCCCUCUACUCAAGUCACACCUUCAGUUAUUCAGCAAGGUGCUCCUCCAUCUUCACAAGUAGUUCCACCUGCUCAAACUGGGAUCCUUCAUCAGGGAGUUCAAACUAGUGCUUCAAGCCUUCCUCAACAAUUGGUCAUUGCACCCCAAAGUACCUUGUUAACUGUGCCUCCCCAGCCUCAAGGAAUAGAGUCAGUAGUUCAAGGAGUUGUUUCACAGCAGUUGCCUGCAGUUAGUCCUUUGCCCGCUGCUACUAGUAUUUCUGUUACAAAUCAGGUUAGCGCAACUGUUCCUCCUGCAAUGCCUUCAGCCCCAACAAACUUGGUUCCACCACAGAAUAUAGCACAAACCCCUGCCACCCAAAAUGGUAAUUUGGUUCAAAGUGUUAGUCAACCUCCCUUGAUAGCAACUAAUAUAAAUUUGCCCUUGGCUCAACAAAUACCGCUGAGUUCUACUCAGUUCUCUGCACAAUCAUUAGCUCAGGCAAUUGGAAGCCAAAUUGAAGAUGCCAGGCGCCCAGUGGAACCUUGCUUAGGUGGCUUACCUCAGACUAUCAGUGGUGACAGUGGGGGAAUGUCAGCAGUUUCAGAUGGGAGUAGCAGCAGCCUAGCCGCCUCUGCUUCUCUUUUCCCGUUGAAGGUGCUACCGCUGACGACACCCCUGGUGGAUGGCGAGGAUGAGAGCUCCUCUGGUGCAAGUGUGGUAGCUAUUGACAACAAAAUCGAGCAAGCUAUGGAUCUGGUAAAAAGCCAUUUGAUGUAUGCGGUUAGAGAGGAGGUGGAGGUCCUCAAAGAGCAAAUCAAAGAACUAAUUGAGAAAAAUUCCCAGCUGGAGCAGGAGAACAAUCUGCUGAAGACGCUGGCCAGCCCGGAGCAGCUCGCCCAGUUUCAGGCCCAGCUGCAGACUGGCUCGCCCCCGGCCACCGCGCAGCCCCAGGGGACCACGCAGCCCCCGGCCCAGCCAGCCUCCCAGGGCUCGGGCCCCACCGCGUAG
Molecule: messenger RNA, 3297 nt
Organism: Chrysochloris asiatica (Cape golden mole)
Lineage: Eukaryota; Metazoa; Chordata; Mammalia; Afrosoricida; Chrysochloridae
Gene: TSC22D1
Product: TSC22 domain family, member 1
Exons: 4
Coding region: 112-3297 (1061 amino acids)
Biological process (GO): regulation of transcription by RNA polymerase II
Source: RefSeq, a predicted model, not a curated record